GCUCGCGCCCCUCCAGUACGUUGAGAGACGCGAACAGAGAGUAUCUGAGAGAGGAGGUCGGGCGGAUGGUCAAAUCACACCUACAGACGAUACUGAAUAGCCACUGCUUCGUUAGAGAAAAAGAGAGACACUCCGUCGAGAUGCCCGUCGUCGAGAAUCCCAGUGUCACCUCCGAGAGUGAGAGCAUCUCCAGUCCCCGGAGGUGCUCGCCCCGCAGCAGUCACCUGUGUCCGGGGCCUCAGUGGUGCUCCGAUGCCCCUCACCCACCCCUGAAGAUCCCAGGUGGGCGAGGGAAUGAUCAACGGGAUCGCAAUCUUUCUGCAACGCUUUUCUACUCGGACGCUCAGCUGCUGGUUCUGGAGGAGCCCCUUCCCGCCAACGGCAGGGUGCGCUUCCUCCACUUUGAGCCCCGCCGCGCUGAGUGUAAGAAGUGUGUCUGGAGGGUGGCACUGAAAGGGGGGAACCUCUACAUCGAGAUCCUCCCCGGGCCCCUCCCAGAGGGAAGCAAGGACAGUUUGGCACUUCUGUUGGAGUUUGCGGAGGAGAAGCUGCAGGCUGACCACGUGUUCAUCUGCUUCCACAAGAACCGGGACGACCGAGCUACCCUGGUGCGCACCUUCAGUUUCCUGGGCUUUGAGAUUGUGAGACCGGGUCACCCCCUCGUCCCGGCCCGUCCUGAGGCCUUCUUCAUGGCCUACACUAUGGAGAGGGACUCUUCUGACGAUGAUUAAGUGACCCCAUUUACCAUUCUAACUGUUGUUGUUUUUGUUUGGCUUCAGAAUCCCCCCCCCCCCCGUUUUAAAUUUGUAAUGUUGGUGAAGGUUAAUAUACUUCCCGCUCAGUGUUUAUUUUUCUCUCCUGUGAAAGGCGUUCAGGUUUGUUUUGAUUUCUAGCUACCAUCUGCUGUAUUGCAAUGAUGAUUAAGAUGUUACAGGCCAGGAAUAUAAAUUAAGCAUCCGUUUGAAAUCAUCCUGUUUUAGUUAUUUUCUCUGUGAUGUGUAGUGCUUCAAUUCCUGUGCAUCACUUUUGAUGCAACCCAAUGAUCAUCUCUACAAGGUCGUCCUAAUGGUGAAAUCCUACAUGUCAUUCAUGUCAUUGACGACUAUUGAUUAAUCUUAAUAUAUAUUUUUUUCAAUAUGUGCAUGGAUUUCAAUUUGUUCAGGUUCUCUGGUCAGAAAUGUGCUUGUUGUAACUGUUCUAAAUAAAAAUGGUCACUUGGGAUUGGAAA
Messenger RNA from Gadus morhua (Atlantic cod), 1228 nucleotides. RefSeq names its product ornithine decarboxylase antizyme 1a (gene oaz1a). Gene Ontology annotation, biological process: positive regulation of protein catabolic process. Gene Ontology annotation, molecular function: ornithine decarboxylase inhibitor activity. The record is from RefSeq and is a predicted model, not a curated record. Gene Ontology annotation, cellular component: nucleus; cytoplasm. NCBI's taxonomy places the organism in Eukaryota, Metazoa, Chordata, Actinopteri, Gadiformes, Gadidae.